Macrosteles quadrilineatus (aster leafhopper) is the source of this 3474-nucleotide messenger RNA. RefSeq names its product G patch domain-containing protein 2. The coding region runs from base 257 to 1621 and encodes 454 amino acids. The transcript is spliced from 11 exons. Gene Ontology annotation, molecular function: nucleic acid binding. The record is from RefSeq and is a predicted model, not a curated record. Lineage: Eukaryota; Metazoa; Arthropoda; Insecta; Hemiptera; Cicadellidae.
UUCAGUCUUGAGUCAAGUCAGUGUCAUGAUGUUACUCAGAUAGAUUCUUUCAUAUAAAAUGAGUCAAAUUGAAAUUACAGACAGUAAGUAACUUUGUGCAGUGUUUCUUGAACUUAAUAUUUUUAAUCAUCGAAAAUGCAUGUUAUUGGCAAUCUAUUAGUAUUAUUGCCCAAAUAAGAGUGUGCAUAUAAGACGAUUGAUUUUCUGGAACUUGAGUGAAGAAAACACCACUGUCGUGUCAGUAUCCAAUGUAGUAAUGGACCGAGCCUUAAAACCUUUCCCACAAGAAUGUCUCAUGGAAGAAGGGGAGGAAGAGGGAGAUACAAUGGAGGCCAUGGAGACAGCUCCAGUACCCCCAGCCGUGAGACGGAGGCCGUACGGAGCCCGACGCAGGACCAGGUCGACCGGCAGUCUGCCGUUUGUCUGGCAACGGCCCAGUGAUGACUCCAGUAGCAGUGUAGGGGACUGGGGACAGCCUCGUGGAGAUAAAGGCCUCUCAAGUAUACAUCAGAGUGACUCAGACGACGUGCAGGAAUGCCCCGCAAUGUUCAGUCUGCAAGAGAAACGUCAUCUGCUCCACGUAGGCAACAUGGAGUCAGACUCGGUCAACGAGAACUUCUCUCCAAUACGGCCCAGCACACGACGCAAAAGGAAGUUCAAGCGUAUGGCAGUGGAUGUAGAGAUGGCAUCUACGUCAGUUCGACCUCCAAUGUCUUGUAUGGUGGUUAGCAGCGGCAAGAAGAAACGAGUCUUUCGACACGUGCCUAACUGUGACAAUAGGUACUGUGUGACCAGUGCUAACUGCGGGAAACGCAAACGCAGUGUGCGAACAGAGAGUCCGAGAGUGCUGGGGUUUGCCGCACCGAGGGAAGACACUACAACUGCGCUUCACCGCCUGAGUCUGCGUGAUGCACCGGCCACAGCCACCGUGACACCAGCCACACCAGUACCGAGCAGUAGCAGCGUGAGUAGCAGUGAGAGUGACACUGGGGUGUUUACCAACGAUGAGGGACGGGAAGGUGAUGAUGAGCAGAGUGACUGGUUCGGAGAGGCAGUAGGAGCCAAGGGUUGGUGGGCCGACUCUGACAGAGAUGAAGAUAUGGAACCGACCUUCCAGGCCAUUUUGUCUGGUAAUUUGGAGCAUAUGUCUGAGCGAGCCAAGCAGAUCAGUCGCAUUCUGGCCGACCGCAUGGGUAAAACUGGAGGAAGGGAGAUCAGAGGGGGAAGACGACGAGUCAGAGCAGAGAAACCUGGCUUCAGUGUUCUCACAUCUGCCAAUGAGAAACUGUCAAAAUUUCUACAAGAUCCUGCUCAGUCAGAGUUGCGACUUCAUCCAAUGCAGAAGAAAGAACGAGAACAGCUGUGUCACCUAGCAGAUCUUUACUCUCUUAAUAUGAGACUCUCUGAGCCGUCUCGCAAAGGGCUCACCUGUCCUGUCCUCACCAAGACCAGUAACACAGUAAGGGUGGAGCAACUUCCCCUCUCAAGACUCAAUACUCUUGGAGACUUCAAAAGGCGAAGGAAAACUCCCCCAAGCGGACAUAUGUCUUCACCUCCUGAUGUAGAUAGUGCCAAGACAAAACUUUUACGGGCAAAACAUAUGGGUCACAAGUCCAGCUAGAAGCCCGUUUUUGUGGCAACUUUCAGAUCUCUUCGAGUGUCUAUAUAGAGUAGUUUUAAAAGACUUAAAUAUUAAGUAUUUUAAUCUCAAGAUUACUUUAAUCUUAGAAUUGUCUUUUUAUAAUGUUGAUCAUUCUUUUUAUUUGUAAUCAUUUGUAACUAUUUAGAAUUUGUUGUUUUGUUUAUUUCACAAAAAAUGUGUUGGUUUUUGUUUAAAAGAGUGUUACUGAAAAUAGUUAUCUCUAUUAAUUUGAUGUAGCCUACAAUUAUUUUUUUGUUUUAAUUACCUACACAAACAAACAUACCGGUUUUGUUUAUGGAAGAACAGGUCAAAAUGAUUUAUGUAUUAUUAAAUAUCGGUAACAAGUUGAUUUCAUUUUGUACAAUAUACAUUUUUAUUUCACCUAUUGUCAUUAAAUUGCACUAAUUCCAAGUAUGUUUAAGAUGUAUGAUCAAAUGUGACAUUAGUGUUACUCACUCUGUUCUCAAAAGUACUCUGUUCCAAAAAAAUAUACAAACAAAUUAAAUUAGUAAAAAUCUAUGAUGAAGAAUACAAUUACUAUUAAAGACAAAAUAAGACUUCCUUGCAAUUUAGGAGAAAAUUGACUCCUAAAAUUUAGAUUUCUUUAGCAGUGGGGAACUUUAGUCCAUACUUGAACAUACCAUGACAUAUUAAACUAUUUUCAUUGGACGCUAAGCUACUUAUUCAUCUGUAAGUGAACAAAGUGAAAAUUAUAGAUAGACAUAUCCCUGAAUUUACUCAAACACUUAAGAGGGUUUUACCAGGUCAAUUCAAGAUGACAUCUAAACAUGCUAAUUUCCUGAACAUACCUCUACAGUACAAGCUAUCAACAUUCUAAAACUAAUUGUUUCCAUUAAAUGUGUGCUUGUUGUGCUCUUAACAUAUCAGAGCUUGCAGUGGGUGGAGCAAAAAUAAUUUUAACUAUUAUUUAUAAGUUAAAAUCGCAUGUAAAAUAGACUGAUUUACGGAUUUUCAAAAUGAUUUUGUAAAUACUUAAAGAAACAAUUACGAAGUUUCAGUUCAACCAGUGCAUAGUUUGGAUCUUUGUGAAUAUUUUACAGUUUAUUUAAACUCGAUAAACACUUAAAUAAUGCCAGGAGGUUCUUUUUUGUAGGACCAUGUUUACGUGGUAAACAGCUGGCGGGUAAAUCACCGGACAGACGUCUCUUAGGUAAAGAGGGUGAUUUGAAUAACAGUUAAAUUGAGAGGUGUAAAAUAUUGCUAAGGAGCAAAUGUGAAAUACUCAUAAAUAAACAUGUUCAACUAUGACUCCUGUUGUUUCAUAUAGAAAACAUGUUAAGUUUAUGAAUGAUUAGGCUAAAAAAUUCAAACCGUGUACUGUAGUGCUCUACAGUGUAUUAAACCUACUACAACCAGAAUAAUCCUGCGAGAUAAUACUCAUUGAUGGUUCUAAAAUGUAUAUUUUUUAUUUAUUUCAUAUAUAUAUAUAUUUAUUUUACUAAUUCAACAUUAGUUUAUUUGUAAUAUCCAGAUUAUUGUGUUAGUGACAAUGAGUCGAUUUCAUCAUCUCAUCAUAUCUAAUAGAAUUAGAAUGUCUACUGUGUUAUUUCAUUUCAAAUACAUAUACACAAGUAAGAUAUAUAUUAUGAUGAAGGUUGUUUCAAUUCCUGUGUGUUUUGUGAGAGUAGACUAGUUUGUGUGUGUCGUUUUCAUUAUCAAUCAACUGUACCUCCUUUGUUCCUUUUUAGUAUAUUACACUAUUUUUAUUUAUGUUAUUUAACUUAUUGUUUAUGUUGUAAAUUAUAUAUUGCUGUACAAUUUUUAUUCACUGCCUUAACAGCUGUGUACAAAUAUAUUGAUUUGUAGUUAAA